AUGGCGUGGUCCGGAGUCGCCGCAGGCAAGGUGGUCACGUCUGUGCCCACUGAAACCAAAAAACUGAGUUUUGCCUCUGCCGCCACUACCACCCCUCGCAAGUUCAAGAAACGCGACCUGGAGGAACCCGAGGAUCUGCGCUCCGAUGUAGGUUCGGGCUUGUUGGCUGAAAAUUCGGAGCCCGUGCCACCCGAGUCUCUGGGUGACCUCGCGUCUCCAUUGCUGCCCAACCACGGAGGACAACGGUUUUCGGCCGAAGAUAUGCUUGCAGUAUGGCGAAACAUGAAGGACAAGAACGUUCUGGUCAAAACGGAGGUAAACAACCAAUCCAUGUACCAGAGCAUUCAUCUCAACACCCCUUCGCUGCUGCAGAAGGACCAGGGUGCCGGAGGUUCGCUGAUGUCCAAGGACCGAGAGGGAUGGUCUCCAUUCAAGAGCGUAAGCGUGGUGAGUUCGGUUGAAUCUCCCUCUCAAGGACACCAGUCACUGCACCAGCCCCAGCAGCAGCAAGCGCAACAGCAGCAAGCGCAGCAUCAACAUCAACAGCAAUAUCAGGCCGAUCCUUCUGCCCCCUCUUCCGCUGCCAUGUCGCCUACCACGGGAACGGUGCCCUCGGUGUUUGACACGUUCAAUGCUCCCGCUGUGCCUCCCGGGAUGGGUUUUACAGCCUCCCCACCCAAGUUGCAGCAUCCUGAAAACAUCAAGUGGAUGUACAAGGACUACCAGGGCAUAAUCCAGGGUCCGUUUGCUGGUCCCGUUAUGCACACUUGGUGGAAGGGCGGCCAUCUGGAUGCCAAGCUGCUCAUUCGACGUGAGGAUGACGACGUGUGGCAGACCGUGGACGAGCUCAUUUCUAAGACCAGCACCCAGGAGCCGUUCCUGACCCCCUUGCCGUUUGUUGCUAAGCAACCGCCCGUGAUCAAUACGCAGACGGCUUUCUCGCAGCAGUAUCAGCAGCCUGGAGUCCCGCAGCAGCAACAGCAGCAGCAGCAACUUCAAGGCCAGCAGCAGCAGCAAGGAACUCCCCAGCAAGGAGGAUCCUUUCAGGGCUCUACUUCUUCCUUCCAGCACUAUCCCCAGCAUCUGCAUGGUAGUGUAUCAUCCUGGGGAAGUCCUGCUGUGACCCCCAUGUCUCCCACACCCUGGGGUGGUUCUCAGAUGGGCGGUCAGGCGACCCCCAAUAACAAUUUCGGCGGUGGAGGCUCGUUUUUCGACCAGCCCUUCCAUGGAGGGCAUUCGCAGUCGUCUUUCUUUGACGACAGAAGCAUGUGGCGAAGUGGCAGCGUCAGCAACACCAUGUCUCCUGCUUUGUCGCGAGCUUCGUCCGUCAUUUUCCCCAACGACGGUCCCCAUACUCCUACCCGGGCCGGAUCUCAUACUCCUCUUGCGGCUGCUGCUUCCACUGCCGAUGUGACUGCCGCUGACAACGAGCUGCUUGAGCUGGAUUCGCUGCCCCUGCAUCUGAAGGAUGUGAUUGGAGAUGAUUUGGAGGAGGUUCCAACCAUCAAGGAGGAGGAGCCUGAGAAGAAGGAGAUGAAGGACGAGGGCAAAAAGGACGUGGAGCCCAAGAAGGAGGCCAAGGAAGAGCCUGAGGAGCCUCUUACUGCCAAGGAGCGGGCCAAGCGAGAGCGAGAUGCCGCCAAGAAGGAGAAGAAGCGGAAGGAGAAGGAGGAGAAGCAGCGAAUCAAGGAGAAGAUGGCUGCUGAGAAGGCCGAGCGAUUGGAGCGGGAGGCUCGGGAGAAGGCCGAGAAGGCGCGUCUUGAGCAGCUCCGGAUCGAGCAGGAGGCCAUUGACCGGGAGGAGGCCAAGAAAGCCGAGGCUGAGAAGGCCGAGCGGGCUCGACGGAUUGAGGAGGAGCGACUGGCAAAGGAGGCCCGAGAGAAGGAGGCGCCCUGGACCGCCAAGGAGAACAAAAAGAAGGAGAAGCCCAAUAAAAUGUCUCUGGCUGAGAUCCAGCAGCUGGAGGAGUUUGAGCGGCAGAAGAAGGAGGCCGAGGAAAAGGAGCUUGCCAAUGCGAUCCGAGCUAUUGAGGAGGCUGAGCUGCAGCAAGAGAAUUCUCUGUCUGCUUCCCGAGACGAGCCCUCUUUCAAGCCCACCUGGGCCACUGCUCCUGUGGCCUCUGCUCCUGCCAAGUCUCUGAGCCAGAUUCAGAAGGAGGAGGAGGCUGCUCGAAAGAAGAACACAAUCACUCCGGCAACCGCUGUUUCCUCAGGAGGAGUAAAGAAGUACGCUGACGUGCUUCCUCGGCGAGCCCCUGUCCCCGCUGCUGCUGCUGUUCCCGACGCUGCUUCUCCCUGGACUACUGUAGGAGCCCACGGUAAGCGAAUGGGAGAGGAUGGAAUGCCUGUUCGAGCCCAGACCCCUACUGCCCCUGCUGCUCACAUGGCUCACCAGUACGCCGCCCAGCAGGCCGCUGCUGCUCAGCAUCAGGCUGCUCUUGCAGCUCGCCCCUCUGCGCCAGUGGCUCCCGCUGCCCCCAAGGUGCUCACUCCCGCUGAGUCUUUCUUGCAAUGGUGCCAUGGAGCUCUCAGAGGUCUAAACGCCGGAGUCAAUGAGACCGAGCUGAUCGGUAUGCUCAUGACUCUGCCUGCAGAGGAGGAGUCCACCGAGAUCAUUGCCGACAUUGUGUACGCCAACUCGUCGACUCUGGACGGUCGACGGUUUGCUGCCGAGUUCCUCAAGCGAAGAAAGAUUGCUGAUGGUGACUCUGCUGUCAAAUGGAGCGAGGUGAUUCAGCAUGCCGAGGUUGCUCCUCAGGAUGAUGGAUGGAACACCGCCUUCAAGGUGGUUGGCAAGAAGAAGCGGGCUCCUUAG
This is a messenger RNA of Yarrowia lipolytica CLIB122, 2814 nucleotides long. RefSeq lists its product as uncharacterized. Gene Ontology annotation, molecular function: protein binding. NCBI's taxonomy places the organism in Eukaryota, Fungi, Ascomycota, Dipodascomycetes, Dipodascales. Gene Ontology annotation, cellular component: cytosol. The record is from RefSeq and is a predicted model, not a curated record.